AUGAAGAAGCCGUGCAUAGAAGCAGAUUUGGUUCUAACUUUGAUACCUUUGCUGGAGAGCACAGACCAAGAAAUGUUGCUCCAUGCUGGGAGGGCUAUUGGCCGUAUCUGUUAUGAUAACCGGGAUCUUCAGGAAGAGCUGGUGAAGGUAGGAGUAAUCACAUCGCUAGUCCGAAUACUAACCGAUUAUGCAGAGAGUGAACCACUUGUCCAUGUUGAUCUAUUGGCCUUAUGCAAUCUUGCCGACCUUGAUACAGCCAAGGAAGCUCUAAGCAAGACAAAGGUUGCUGAACAGCUGGUGAAACAACUGAGAAGAGCAGAGAACCAUGAGAGGUUAGAAAUUGUCUUUGAGGUCCUGCAAGCACUUGCAGAAAAUGAUGCUCUGAAAGUGCAGUUGGUGGAGGCAGGCGUGCAAGAGGUGCUGUCCGAGAUCCUGCUGAGGCUCCAGGGUAGUUCACAAGCUGAAGAUACAUGCACUGUGAAGGCUGCAUCAGAUCUCAUUGUCUCUCUGCUUCUUGGAGACGGCAACUGUGUACGAAUGGUACAGUUAGGAGUUAUACAUCAGCUUCUGGAUCUUUUGGAGAAACACGUAGAGAGUGGGGAUGUCUCUGUUCAACAUGCUGCGCUCAGUGCCCUUCGAAACCUUGCUAUACCAGUUGUCAACAAGGUUCAAAUGCUGGAGGAAGGCGUGGCAGAACGGAUUCAGGCACUUCUAAGGUCAGAGAUGCCCCCUGUGCAGUUUAAACUUCUUGGAACACUACGGAUGUUAGCAGAUGGUCAAGCUGAUGCGGCUGAAAUCUUGGGCCAAGACCCCAUGCUGCUCAACAGACUUGUGCGGUGGUGCAAUGCUAACGACCACGCUGGCCUUCAUGGAGAAGUGAAUCGGCUGCUAGCAUCGAUCUUGCGUCACAACAGAUCCCAAGAAGUGGUCAAAGCCAUCCAGGAGGCACAAGGAGUGAAACAUCUGGUUUCCAUGACAACAAGCAAACAUGCUGCCAUGCAGAAUGAGGCGCUGAACGCCUUGGCAAUCGCAUCUGCAAUCGAUUUAGAAACCCUUGAAGAAUCUUUUAAGGAAUCACAGCUAGUUCAAAGCUUACACAAACUUCUACGAGAUGAUAAUACAAGUCCUGAGGUGAAAUAUAAUUCAUUGGGUCUUUUGUGCAGUCUUCUUAAUUCAGGUGAUCUGAGACAAGAAAUAGAAGAGGACGAGAUUAAAGAAACCCUCGAACAACUCUGCAGUCACAGCAAUGCAAAUGUGGUGAAGGAAGCUGUCACAACAUUACAGAUUUUGAGAGGAGAGACACCCCACUAG
Molecule: messenger RNA, 1311 nt
Organism: Phalacrocorax carbo (great cormorant)
Lineage: Eukaryota; Metazoa; Chordata; Aves; Suliformes; Phalacrocoracidae
Source: RefSeq, a predicted model, not a curated record